Messenger RNA from Spodoptera littoralis (African cotton leafworm), 2220 nucleotides. Lineage: Eukaryota; Metazoa; Arthropoda; Insecta; Lepidoptera; Noctuidae. The record is from the annotation of a GenBank genome assembly.
AUGUGGUUUGGUCCGAAUCUGCAGAGAUCUUACAAGUAUAUGAUGUUUGCGUCCAAGAUGCCGUCUCUGCGGAUAGACCAGAGUGAUUUGAAGUGCAAGAAUGGCUGCGAUUACUUCGGAAACCCUCAGUGGCAAGGGUACUGCUCUAAAUGUCAUCGAGAACAGAUGCAACGUCAGAGGAAGGCUGAAAAAGAGUCAUCAGCAACAUUACCGAAACCAGAACAGAAGAAGCCGGACCGAGGGUUGAGGAUCCCCUCCCACUCCUCCUUCUCCAAGUUUGAGGAGAAGCGGCUUCGGCAGAGCGAGACCCUGAAGAAGGCAAAUCUGUUGAAGUUCAGCGUCUUCAAGAAGAGUAGCACAGAUGACCACGACCAUUCAGCAGAAAAACGCCCCCCGGAGUUCAAGAUCCCGGGCAUUGUGAACGAGGGUAUGAAGCGCGAGUUCCGCGCGCGGUUCCCGCAGCUCGGUCCCGCCGUCGACCGCGACUCGCGACUGUUCGUGCACAGCUUCAUCAUGGAUGUCAUCAAGUGCGCCAACGUGCUCACCGUCGACGAGCUGUCUGAGAGGGUUCAGAGACAAUAUCAGCGUUUUAUGAAGCACAUGGACACGUCGUCGCACUUCGCGAACGUGGAGGCGGACACCAAGGAGCUGCUUAUGGACUUCGUAGAGAAACACGCCAUGACAUACUUACACGAGUUGCCGUCAGUAGUGUUCUCUCCGAGCGGCACGGACGACGAGCGCCUCGACCGCGCCAUGUCGGAGCGCAUCCAACAACUGAGCUGGGUCGGCGAGAGACACCUCGAGUGCAAGCUCGACAGGAACAACCCCGACUGUAGGCAGUUACUCUACAAGGCCAUUAGUGAGUUGCUGGGCAUGGACAGCGCGCUGUCGCCGGGCGACAAGUUGUGUCGCGUGCGUCGCUGUUGUCGCCACGUGCUGCGCCUGUGUUCCGCGGCGCCCGCCUCCGCAGACGAUCUGUUGCCUGCUCUCAUAUUCACUGUGUUGAAAGCGAAUCCGCCUCGUCUCGUUAGCAACAUAAACUUCGUGACGCGGUUCUGUAACGCGCAGCGACUGAUGACCGGCGAGGGAGGGUACUACUUCACCAACCUGUGCUGUGCAGUCUCCUUCAUCGAGAAUCUGACGGCUGAGUCAUUGAACAUGGACAAGAAAGAGUUCGACUGCUACAUGGCCAUGCCAGCCUCCAUCGGAGGCAGCGCUUGGGCGGCGGCCCUGUCCCUGUGCGGCGCGGCGCGCGAGGCCGACGAGCAGCGCGCGCACGCGCACGCCCUGCGCGCGCACACCGACCACGUGCACGCGCGCGCGCGGCUACUCGCUGCCAGCGCGCAGAGCUUUGAGGAGCAAAUCGCCAAAAAAGUACAAGAUGUCCUCGCGAAGACGCCGUUAGAAAUAAAACCACGGCGCGAGCUGCCGCGCCUCGGGAACCUGAAGGAAAUCAAUACAGCACCACUCAUCGACUUGGGCACCACUUCCGUUCAGGAAGAACCACAGACAAAACCAGAGGUCAAACUAGAGCCUCUGGCGGCUACCUUACUCCCAAUCUCAACAGAGUCCAAAGAACCAAACAUCACUAUUCAACCAGAAAUCGAGCCAAAACUUAACAUCCUUGGCUUUGAGGUAAUUGAAAGACAAUCUCCUUCCAAAUCACCACAGAACCUUGAUCAAACGUGGGACUUGAAGCAGACCAGUUCAUUAGAACUACUCACUCCAUCGCCUCUAGGCUUUACGCCAUUCGAUUCGCGGUCCAUCGACGAACUGAUGACUCCCGACGAAUUUGGGACGGACCAACUGCCACCAGGACUGAGCAACAUAAACUACGAUAUCGAUCUAUCAGAUUUCAGUGGCGACAACAGUAUAGCCGAGGAGGCUCCUAAAUCUGAACCCAAGGACCCAUUCAGUCCAGAAGCUCUCAGAAAAAUAACUACGUUUGACCCCUUCGCCCCGCAAACGUCUAAGGGUUUCGAAACAGCUUUGGAUUCGUUUGAUGAAUUCAGUUUCGUUGAUCCGAGGAAGCAGGAGACUGAUCCGUUUGAGGUGGUACACAGAGGCCAGGACCCGUUCAGUCCAGUAGAAUUAUCUAAGGACCCUUUCUUCAACCCAGACAAGCAGUCAACUUCUAUCCUAGACGAAAAUGACACGCCCGCCACUGCCUGCUUGCUGCCAUCACCGAUACAACCACAAAGCAGCAACAAACCUACUUAG